This is a messenger RNA of Solea solea (common sole), 2237 nucleotides long. It is a transcript of the gene nudt4a, whose product is annotated as nudix (nucleoside diphosphate linked moiety X)-type motif 4a. Gene Ontology annotation, molecular function: bis(5'-adenosyl)-pentaphosphatase activity; endopolyphosphatase activity; diphosphoinositol-polyphosphate diphosphatase activity. Gene Ontology annotation, cellular component: cytoplasm; nucleus. Gene Ontology annotation, biological process: diadenosine pentaphosphate catabolic process; diadenosine hexaphosphate catabolic process; diphosphoinositol polyphosphate metabolic process. The record is from RefSeq and is a predicted model, not a curated record. The coding region runs from base 324 to 890 and encodes 188 amino acids. The transcript is spliced from 5 exons. Lineage: Eukaryota; Metazoa; Chordata; Actinopteri; Pleuronectiformes; Soleidae.
CGAGAGCAGCAGGGACAAUAUGUUUUGGUCAGACAGUUGAAGAUGUAACGUCUCCACACGUCGACACGGAGACCACAAAAUGUGACGGUGUCCGCGGUACAAGAAAAUUCCACAGGUGCGCGACAUGAAAGGGAAAUGUGAGCGACGGGUUUUUUUUUCUGUCCAUGUCAGUUACUUUAACGUUUUUGAAAGUGUCGCGCGACGUAGUGUAAAUCAGACUUAACUGUUCCUGCCGUUCGCUUCACUUUUCUCCAGUUGUUUGAAGAAUAUUUUUCGCCUUUCCUCGGGAUAUUUCCUUGCACUGGACGACUGAGGACAUAUUCAUGAUGAAAUAUAAGCCCAACCAGACCAGGACGUACGACGGCGAGGGAUUCAAGAGAAGAGCGGCGUGUUUGUGCUUCAGGAACGAGAAAGAGGACGAGGUGCUGCUGGUGAGCAGCAGUCGACAUCCAGACCAAUGGAUCGUGCCUGGAGGGGGAAUGGAGCCAGAGGAGGAGCCGUGUGGGACCGCUGUCAGGGAGGUGUUUGAGGAGGCGGGUGUUAAGGGGAAGCUUGGCAGACUGCUUGGGAUUUUUGAGUAUAAUCAGGACAGAAAGCACAGGACAUACGUCUACACCCUCAUAGUGACAGAGACACUGGAGGACUGGGAGGAUUCAGUCAACAUUGGAAGAAAGAGAAAGUGGUUCCCGGUUGAUGAGGCCCUCAAAGUUCUGCAGAGCCACAAGCCUGUCCAUGCAGAAUACCUACGCCAACUCCCAAACACCUGCAGUCCAACCUGCAGUUCCGUGUGUGACCCCACUAACAACAACAACCUGAGCUCCCAAAUUACUGACAACAACCCUCCUCACUGUGAUUGCUCCACAGAGAGCACAGAUCAAGUGAACAGAUAGGAUCGUCAGCAGCAGCAGCCGUUCUUCUGAAAGGAUAUCUGGAAGACGUAUGUUCUGAAAAACACUAAUGGAGCCUCUUAAUAUGCACAGCAAAGACUUCUUAAAGUUGAUGUGAAACCACAUUGAAGUGGGCUUAAAGAGUGCCAAAGGUUUAUAAGUAUAUUUAAGAUUUUAUAUGUAUAUUUUUACCAACUGUCUCUGGUCCCAAAUCUAUCAGCUUUAGAUGGAUUGUUCUCCGUGUGCUGCUUAUGGACUGUAAAGAUUCUUCUAUGUCUUACACGCUGAAUAACUGACUGGCAGUACACACAAUGAUGGUUUGGUUUCCUGGAGGCCAGUACUCGAAAGUGGUGUCGCAGAGGGAGAGGGAGACCUAUCGGUCCUGAAGAAGCUUUAUGUACAUUAAUAUUUUUUUUUGUGAACUGUUAUGAAGCCUGGGAAGCAAAGUUGACGAAGCUGUCAGUUUACAGUAUCAUCAUGAAGUACUAGUAACACUGUAAUAAAGGUUUGAGGAAUAUUUGUAGCCACUGACUGGAAACAAAGCCUUAGAUAGUCCUGCUUCAUUAUCUUUUUGUUUGUUCAUAUUGUAAAUGUAGUCAGGCUGACUUUUACAUUUAGCUUGAGACAGUAUAUUGACACUGUGAAGUUAAAUGACAGCUUGUGCAGAGUAGAACAGAGCCUCAGUCAAGUAAUCAAAACAAAAACUCCCAGUUGAAAGGACAUAUUAAAUAAAAAAUAUGUGUCUUCUGCAGAUGCUGUAAUUAUGAACUCUGCCCAGUUUUAUUUUCAGCUAUGCUUGUCUGUUUAGCAGCUUAACUCAAGAAAGUAAAGGAUCCUCACCAGGACCUCCUCACAAAGAGUGAGGAGGUCCUGGUUUUAGAGGGUUAUAAUGUGUUGUGCUACAAUAUAAUUCUUCUAAGUGCCUUCAAACACAAUAGUUUUAUGUACAGUAUACAUCCUGCAGCACUGACCGGAAGCAGUGCACAAUGCUGAAACCAACCCUAUUUUAUUUUUCAGCAUUGGAUAAGUGUGAACUAUUUAAGUUUAUUUAAGGACAUUUCAUGUUAUAAUUUAGUACAUACCAACAAAUAAUUAAUUCAUGUUUCAUGGGAUAAUAUCCUCUCCUAUUGUUAGAAACAAUGAACUGUCAGUUACAAAGCCUGAUCCUUAUUUGGUCAGACAUUUUAUGGUCAACAAUUUAUAAUUCCAGUUUAUUUACUCAGAGUGCUUCUUGUUCUGUGGAGCAUGGGAAGUAUCAUGCAUUGAUUUCUAUUUGUGCACGUGGCUGUAAUAUUCUACUGUCCAUCACUGUGUUGUAUAUAAUUCCUUUUAAAUAAACUGUUUAUUGAC